CCGUAACUUAGUUAGCUGCGAAGCUUACGAGAGAUCGUAGCGUAGGAACUCAGCCCUGUCAGCCCUAGGAGCAAGGAGAGGGUGGAUAAGGGGCCGGUUGCUGCUGAUCAGGAACCCGCUGACAGCGAUCCUGCGGCUGAUGUUGAGCAAAUUGGGACAUUGCUGGAGAAUGAGUGUGGGGAUGAGGAUUGCGGACUUGCCGAGAAGUGCAGGAAGGCUUCAACGCACUAGACCUAUGUGAUGGAACAGAAUACGCUCCUUCAGGAAUCGGUAAGUCGCCCAAUCCGGCGACUCCCCGUGAGAGCUCAGGGCCAUUGUCAGAGCUUCUGAGUGACAGAAGAUGACAGAAUACGGCCUGUUCUCUUCUCAUCUAGCAGGGUCUUGGACUAUCAGUUAAAAUGCAAUGGAUCUCCCCUGAGAGAGUAUACAACAUCGACUCACCUUCAGCCUCGUCAUCGUCUUCGCCCUCUUGAUCGAACGGAUUUAGAGAUGUAUCGCAUAUCCUCCUUUGUGGCGCUUUCUGCCUGUCUCCUGGCGCCGACUGUCGUUGCUGCUUCGAAUUCAUCUUCAGCGUUUGAUCAGGGGAAAUUCCAACCCCAAGACAUCAUCACACGAGAUGUGGCUAUCAUCGGUGGCGGCUCUGCAGGCACCUACUCCGCCAUAAGCCUCAAGGACAAAGGCAAAUCAGUCAUUGUUAUUGAAAAGAAAGACAGAAUAGGUGGCCAUACCGAGACAUAUAUUGAUCCCGCGACCGGAACUCCUAUUGAUGAGGGAGUCAUGAUCUUCCACGAUAUUCCCGUUGUACAGGACUACUUCAAACGAUUCGACCUGCCGCUCGACAAUUCUUCUGGGUUCUUUCACUCGUUGCUCAACUAUGAUUUUCGCACCGGGAAACAAGUCAAUCUAUCGUUUACUCCAUCGGAAGCGGAGAUAUCUGCAGCCUUCGCGACCUAUUCAGCGCAGAUCUCCAAAUACCCCAAGCUGGACGAUGGGAUAUUCCUCCCAGACCCAGUUCCGGAAGAGUUGUAUAUGCCCUUUGGGGACUUCGUAAAGAAGUAUGGGAUCCAAGCAGCGGUUCCCUCGAUGUACAACUAUAAUCCAGGCGUCGGAAACAUCCUGGAUAUCCCGACGCUCGAACAAUUCCGAUACUGGAGUCUGCAAUUCGUGCAGUCCUUUACGAAUGGCUUCCUGAUGACCGCCCACAGGAACGCAAGCGAACUGUACUCCAAAGCCCAAGCAGAGUUGUCUUCGUCAUCGAGUCUUCUCCUCGAGUCCCAGGUCGCAUGCGCGGAUCGAGGCGAAGACGGCGAAGGGAUCAAACUCAUUGUUAGCACUCCGAAAGGCAACAAGCUGAUUCUCGCAAAGAAGCUUCUCAUCGCUAUUCCACCAAAGCUGGACAUCGUGGCCCCGCUAGACCUCAGCAACAACGAGAGGAGUCUCUUUGGAAAAUACAUUGACGCGGGCUACUACGUCGGCAUCAUAAAGAACACGGGAUUCCCGAAUAACGCGAGCAUCUCAAACGCAGGCCCAAAUACAGAGUACAAUUUUCCUUAUCUCCCCGGAGCGUAUAGCUUCGCCCCGGCCGGACUCGACUCAUAUCAGAUGGUCACCUACGCCACGCCGCAAAGUCGCAAAUCCUUUCCCCUGGCUGAUCAGACCAUCAAGGCGGACAUAGUCCGGACUGUCAAGUCACUUCAGAAGCAGAAUCCGGACAAGUUUGCCAGCCAAGGGGAGCCGGAAUGGGUCGAUUUUCGAUCUCAUGCACCGUAUUCUCUUCAAGUGACGGCUGAGGAUAUCAAGAAUGGGUUUUAUAAGAAGUUGUAUGCUCUGCAGGGUCAGAGAAAUACGUACUGGACUGGCGCUGCAUUCAUGGCGGAGGAUAGUAGUUUACUCUGGAAAUAUUCGGAGGAGAUAGUGCUGCCACAGUUGAUUGCGAGUCUGUGAACGAAUCCUCCCUGGAUUAAGGAGGAGUUAAAUUGACACUCUGCAUUCAGGGGGCUGGUGAUGGGGCUUCUGUCUUGGAAGUAGCUGGAUUUAGGGAAUUUUGUACCCCACUAGAAAAUUCAAUUGACAUUCCUUAUUGACUAUAUCUGAGUUAGCCCAGCAAGUUAGCAUUGGAUUUUAUUUUUAGAUCUCUUGGAGGAAAGAAUAGAGUCGUAGCACGUUGCCAGAUUCAAA
Paecilomyces variotii is the source of this 2178-nucleotide messenger RNA. RefSeq names its product putative FAD dependent oxidoreductase. The transcript has a single exon. Lineage: Eukaryota; Fungi; Ascomycota; Eurotiomycetes; Eurotiales; Thermoascaceae. The record is from RefSeq and is a predicted model, not a curated record. The coding region runs from base 490 to 1944 and encodes 484 amino acids. Gene Ontology annotation, molecular function: oxidoreductase activity.